AGGGAUGGGCCAUUUCGUGGGCUGUAGGAGGCAUCUUAGUCCCAACCCAGGAUUAAAAGUCACCCCCCUGAAAACACAAAACCACACUGAGAGAAGCUGUCAUUAUCCACACAGGAGCUCAUACAGGUCAGUGCCACGUUCAUUCUAUGGUUAGAGAUUCUGAAUGAUUCAGUGCAAAAUUUCUGAAAAUAUAUAUACAUACAUACAUACAUACAUGCAUACAUACAUACAUACAGUAUAACUAUGAUGAAUAAUGUAUGGCUGACAUAAGUGGCAGGUGACAUUGUUAAGUGGUCUAAAUAUACUUACAUAUCCAUCUAAGAUAGCAUAGUAUACGCAAACUGAUUUUUCAUUUGGGCUAUCUGUGCCACCAGGUCAACAAAUCUUCUAUGUGUGUCCAAUUAGUUUCCAAUUCACGCAUCUGGUUUAGAUUGUAAACGCUGAGGCACUUUUCUAAUGCAACCAUAUAUUGUGGUUUAUUCACCUCCAUGGCAAUAUAACUUGGACACCUGGAACCUGUACACCUGUUAACUCCUUAUCAAAUGUUCAUACAUAUAUUUUAAUACAUAUUAAUAGUAGCAGUACCUAAUCCAGUUUAUAUUUGGAUUGCCACAGUUAAUUCUAUUAAAAACUCAACCAUAAGUUUUGUUUUGCAUUUUGAUUUUUAACAAGCGCAUACGUUUUCAUAUUUACAUAUAUUUUUUUUAUUAAUUCCUUUGAAUUAGAUGACUUUCACCAGAUUUACAGAUAAAUGCAAAAAUAUUUUUUUUUUUGUGUAUAUAAUUUAAUUAUACCGACAACUAAAUUGAUAAAUUAAUUUUAAAAGCUAUCCAAACUUUUUGUACAAUUUGAUUGUUAGUACUUUAACAAGUUGCUGUUUAGUGGACAAACCCCUGUGUAAAAACACAUACAUGAAGUGUAUGGUUUAUGGCAAUUUUACUAGCUGCAAACCAUGGCAAUAUACACAGCAUCUUAUUUUGUCCAACUACUGCAAUUCAUUGUCCUAUUUAAUGUAAGGGUUAAUAACAGACAUAACUCAUUAAUGUACUGUAGGGGGCGUUGGGAUACAAGCUUGUUCAGAUGAAGGCAAAGUUUUUUUGACUUCCAAAAACCUGUAAAUGUACAUGUGUUUGAUUCAGUGUAUGUGAACGUUUGCAGGCCAUUUACACGUCUAUGCUGUUACAGUCAGAGUGUAUGUAAACUGCAUGAGUUUUGUUUGUUGUAUAAUAUUUUGUAUCUACACUGCCUAUUGAAGAGACUUUGUUAGAGAAGACAGUGUCAAAUUAUUUGGUAUUACAUUGUCAGAUGAUACAGGGCAGUGAAAAGAAGGGUGGAGGGAUAGCUGUGAGUGGGGGAUAAGGAGUUGGUGGGUGCGGCUUUGUUUUUACCAAAACUUCCUCUUUUCUAUUUUCUUUAAUUCUUUUUUUUGUAGCUACAUUGAGCUGGGGGUGCACGAGGUGCAAAGAGAAUUCAGAUUUAGUGUGGAUGUUUUAACACAAGAGUUGAAACAAAGUUCAGAACGGGUUUGUCCAUGUCAGUUAUCUUAUUGCUAAAGUUUUUGUCACAUGAGUCUGGCUGUGUGCGUGUGAGACAUAUGAAUCCUGACUCUACUCUGAGACAGUCCCAACGCAUUUAUAUUGUCCAUAAUUACAGUGAAUAAUUGUAUGUCACAGCAUUUCUUCAUAAAACCUAACAUUUGUAUUGUUGUCAGACAAAAGGUAGCUUAGUUCUAGACUCUCAAACUUUGUUACCUUGUGGCAUACCACUGCUUCCAAUAAUUUGAACUAUUUCUGUUGAAAAUAAAUCUAUUUUCAGGAAAGAUCUAUUUUUUAAUUUAAAAAAAUGCUUGUUUUUUUUUUUUUUUUUUAGGAAAUCUCAAUAUGUCAAGGUCUACAGAGAGGAAGAAGUCCUGGUGGGAAAAGUGCUGUCCGUGCUGUGCCAGUAAUCGAGGAGAGGACACUGAGGACUAUGUAUCAAGCACUGGAGGAGGAUUUAUAGAUAGACCUGGAAGGCCUACAGACAGACCCAGGGACCCUGAUGGAUCAGGAAGGGGAACAGGGUCAGAAACAGGGACAGACACAGUUACAGACACAGUUACAGGGCCUAGGACUGGGGAAGGCAGAGACAGAUCAGAUAGAAAUACUGACAUAAAUCUGGAUGAUUUGCCUUCUGGAGAGAUAAGCAGUGAGUAUAAGUUCAACUAUACUUCAUGAACUUCUGCUAUUGUCCCUUAAUGCUUUUCAACUGAAUUCUACAUCCUUUUUCUUUAUUAUUGCUUUUUUAUUAUUAAUAUUUAUGACCUCUUAACUUUACUCUUUAUAACUCUUCUUUCUUGUUUGCCCUAAACUAAAUUGCACCCAACGUCUGACUCUUUCGCUGAACCCCCUCUCAAUAUUGUACCCAAAAUAAAUGAUACCGAUGUCCUCUUAUGUCCUCUUAGGAACAGCACUGCAAAUUCAAAGUGUGGAUCUUCUUAAAAGUCGGAAUGGUGAGAACCGUCAAUCCCAUCACACAGAUCAAUAUGAAUAUGAGGACCUCAUAGUGCGCAGAGGGAAACCCUUCAAAAUAAGCAUUACCUUCAAGAGGUCAUUCAAUAUCAAGAGUGACCAAAUUGCAGUAAUUCUACAAAUGGGUGAGUGAUACUAUAACACCAGCCUAGACUGAUUACAUUAUAUUCUAAAACAAGCAAAAAUAGAUUAAAUAAAAUGACUAAUCUUUUCAUAAUUGAGUGGCAUCAUUUAAUCGUUUUUCUAAAAUGUUCUAAAAUAGACAGAGCUUGAUGAAGUUAUUGCAUGGACCGUGCAAAACUGACAAUGCCCAAUUGAGGCACAAUUUGUUUUGUAGAGGCGUCAAAAUUGACUUGACAAACUGAAUUCGAUACUGUAAUAUUAUUAAACAUACAAAUUAAAAUUAAAAAAUAAAUGUUGUUAAAGUUAGAAAAUUCCAAACCCGAUUUCAUGGAGACAGAUUUGGAAAUCAAAGCAUUGUAAAUUUUUAGAUAAAAGAGUAGAGAAAAGAUCUGUUCACUAUACUAUGUAUACCUAUGUUAUGAAAAAAAAUGACAUUUGUUUCUGACAUUGUAUCUAAAUUGGAUUUCAGUUGAAUAGAUCCCAAGCAGGGUUAUAAACUAAAGUAAGAAUCAACAGGAAUUCAAGGUAGAUUCAAAGUGAAUAUCAAAUUUAAGGUCAAAGUAGCCUGAACUGAAAGCAUAGCUGACUUGGAGGUUUUUUUUCCAUUUUGGCUUUAAAUGUGAAAUUCACUUAAAAUUCCCAACAAUUCUUACUUUAGUGAAUAACCCUAUAUGGCUUUUCUUGUGUCUUGGUGUUUGUUUUUGGAAGUUUUGGAAGUAGUAGGAAUAAUGCACCAAUAUCAUUGACAGUUAUAUGUGAAGAUAGACUAUUGUGUUGUAAUUGGCCCCACUCUGAUAAUUUUUAAAUGUUUAAAGGUAUGUUUGAGAUGCAAAUAUAAUUAGCACUUGGGUCACUUGCUUUUCAUAUAUGGCUUUGCUCUUUAUAUGGAUUAUGGUCAAUUUAACUACAACACUGUAAGCUUCAUGACUGAGAAACAAAGGACAUUUAUUUCAAGUUUGUAUUUUAUAUUCAUGAUCAUCCAGCACAUAUCGAUAUUCAAUAAAGUGAGAACUUAAAGGGACACUAUAGGCACCCAGACCACUUUAGUUCAUUGAAGUCAUCUGGGAGCAGUGUCCCAGCACCCUUAACUCUGGAAAGUUAGGGACCUCCGGGUGGUUAGGCAACUUUCUUCGCCUAACUGAUGUUGGGCAUCCUUACGCUGUGCACAAGGACUUCCCACGCCCCUGAAACCCCAUAGGAAAGCAUUGAAUAAUACUUUCCUACGGGGAAAUCCUAAUGCGAGCACGGCCAUGCACUUUAGGUUGGUUUUUAAACCUUUCUGCACCAUAGUGGUGGAGAGGUGUGCACUAUAGGAAGAUAUAGUUCCAGGAAAACAGCUUUGUUUUCCUGGCACUAUAGCUAGUUUCCCUUUCAAGUGAAUUUAAAAUGUAAGACCAAAGUAGCUGAAGUAUUAGCAUAGCUGACUAUUUCUUACCUUAAAUUUGAAUAUACUUUGAAUUCUCACUUUACUGAAUAACCCUGAGAGAGUGUAUCAAUCUGGAAGCAACAAUUGAAUGCUGUUGUGAACCACAAGAUGGUUUCGGCACUCUGUGUGUCUGUUACUCAGUGAACAUCUUGUAAUGCAAGAUGAACCACUGUCAGUAUCCUUUCCAGACCUCAUCAUUUUCAGAAGGGAUUGGUGCUGAUGAUUUUAUAACUUAAUGAGAUGCGGUAUUGCACAAAUUAUUUAUUUAUUUAUAAAAUAUUUUACCAGGAAAGAUACAUUGACAUUUCUCUCGUUUUCAAGUAUGUCCUGGGUCAAAUAUUUUAUACUAUCUCAGCUUCUGAGUCCAGAUGUAGAAACUUGGAUGAUGGGGGGCUCUAAUCUGGUAAACGUAAAAAAAUAAUGAGUUAAACGUGAACAAUUUCAAUGUAUGAGAAGAUCAUGUGAAAGGUAAGAGCAUUAUAAUAACUGGAUAAUCCUGAAGUACAAUAAAGCAAUGUAUGCAUGAAUAAUAUAAAUCAACAUUUUUAUGAUGCAAAAAUACUCAUCGGAUCCUAUCGCGUGUAUAAUCAUUCUUAGUUAGAUCUAAUACAUUUACUGACUACUGACAGUUCAUUGGGUCUAGAAAAACAGCUUCAGUGAUUAAGCAUCAUUAAACUGAGACUAUUGCACAAAACAAGGUGUAACGUGGGACUCCCUUAAUCAGAUCAUUUAAUAAUGUAAAUGAUAUAUUAAUGAAAAAAAAUACACACAGGCCCAUCCCUAUAAAACAGUAUAUUCUCAUUCUGUCAGCGUGUUGGUAAGCCAGUGUAACUGAAAUGAUCAUCAGACUGAUCCAUGACUCCCAGCCACAGACUUUAUUACAUGACAAAGUCUCUUUAAUAAUUAUAUUUACUAGAAACCAAGAAAUAAAAUGAUGAGACUAGUAUAUGGGAAUGUGAGGAUGCUUUUUGAAAUAAUGCUGUAUAUUUAUGAACCAUCAAUGUCAUUCUAGUUAUACAUAGAUGGAUAGAUAGAUAGAUAGAUAGAUUGAUAGAAUGACACAAAGUAUUGUCUGACAGUUGAAUCUGAUAAUACAAUCUUAUUCUACUGAUGGUGCCUGUUUUUUUCAUGUCUAUUUGUAGUUUGCUAGCCUUUCCUGUCUGAGGACCUUUCCCAUACCCCUCAUUGAUAAUGUACAGAUGUCUAUCUUGUACAAGUUGCAGAAAUGUAUAAUCUUUAAUUAUAAUUUAAUGUGGUGUCUGGCUAGUGGCCUAGUGCCUCUCUAAUGCCAGAGUCUCUCUUUAAUGUGGGGUUUUCAUCUGAUGUUGAAGGCUGGUCUCUGAUUGUUGGUCUAUUCUUGGAGUGAAAUGAAAAGGGUUGAGAAUAUAUUUAAAUCAGCCUUGAAGAUCUUAACACAACAUGAAUCAAAGUUCACAGUCACUGGGACCUCCUCAAAAUUUGCCAUAAGCAAUGUUUCAGCUCUGAGCUUCCUUCAUGUUUUAAUGCAAAAUCUGAGUUGUUUUCAAAACCAUGGUGUCAUUGGUGUGAACACUGUCGUUUAUGCUGGAUGUUGCUUAUAUUAUAUUGUCUCUCUUGCAGCUAAUGGUCAACCAAUCACCUUGCCCCUGAUUAAAGAGUUUGAUGAAGGUGGCUGGGGAUGCCAGGUGUCAGAUGUCAGUGGUCAGAAAGUCAUGCUAUGGGUGAACACAUCUGCUCAGGCUCCAGUAGGAAAGUACCAGCUAUCUGUGCGGACACAGUGUCCAGGAGGAUCCUAUGCUCACCCUACAGACUCAAGCCUCAAGGUCUACCUAUUGUUCAAUCCCUGGUGUCGCAGUAAGUAUGUUGAGCAAUCACAAGUCCUACAGAUGGGACUCCAUAAAACUGGAAUAUUCUUUAUCAUCGCAUAUUCUAUUAAUCCUUUUCCUGUAUAUUUCCAGCAACCCAUACAGCUGCAUCUGGGUUGACACUUCAGAAUUCUCCAUUUGGUUAGGCAGGUUGCUUGAAAGAGCUACCUGUAAUAUUAAAUCAAUUAACAAACUAUGGUUUUUUUUUGGUAUCCUGGACAUAAUUAAUUAAUUAAUUAACUUUACAUUGUGAGUAUAGCAAUAUAAGGCAGGAACCUUUUUUCAAGUCCUACCUGACAGAAUGAAGAAUUCAUAAGUUUCCUGAAAAAAUGUCUACAGCAUGACCUCUCUCCACUAUCUCACAAUGUUUCUUAAUCCUUUCCCAUUUUUUCUUUUUUAACUCAGUAUUUCUUAAUUCUUUCCUAUUCUUUCUAUCUCUAACUCUUUAUUUCCUUUGCAGUGGAUGCCGUCUUCAUGGACAAUGAAGCUUGGCUUCAGGAAUAUGUCCUAAAUGAGAAUGGACGUAUUUAUUAUGGCACUGAGUAUCAGAUUGGAGAACGAUCUUGGAGCUAUGGACAGGUACAUCAUUUCUCAUCUCCCCUUCUUAUUUUACUAUUGUGGCUUGUGGACUCCUAACAUUUCUAUUUAUGCCUCUUUCUCUUUUCUAAGGUAAUGAUGUCAGUGUUAUAUAUUUCAUUUGUUUUAAAUCAGUAAACAGACAGUAAAGGAGAUAAAACACUUUUUGAUAAAAUGCAUAUAAAGCUGAAAAGUGUAGUCCAUUCGUAGUUUGUGAUAAAGGGAAUGUAAAUGUUUUUCAACAUUAGCAGAAAAUCAGGACAAAUCAAAUGUUUUUAUUUAUUUAUUUGUAGAGCAAAUUAGUUUAAAUAGAUGAUGAUGUCUGAAUCUACCACUCAGGCAUCUGAAAUUAAUUAAUUAAAGGAACGCUAUGGGCACCAAAACAACUUAAGUUUAAUGAAGCAGUUUUGGUGUAUAGAUCAUGCCCCCACAGUCUCACUGCUCAAUUCCCUGGAAUUUAGGAGUUAAAUCACUCUGUUUAUAUAGCCCUAGUUAUGCCUCCUUGCAUGUGACUUGCAUAGCCUUUCUAAACACUUCCUGUAAAGACACAUCUAAUGUUUACACUUUAUUGUACAUUCUGUUUAAUUUAGAAUUAUUUAUAUCGUACCAUGUUAUCUAAAUCAUGCUGGAGCCUCCAGUGUGUGAUUAAAGUACAAUUUACAGCAGAUAAAAACUUCUAAAGGAAGUUAACAUCUGACUGAAUACAAUUUUUUUUUUCAUGGAGGCUCAAAACAACGGCUUUGUUUUCCUGGCACUGGAGAGUCCCUUUAAUGAUUUCUGUCUAUAUCCUGUUCACAGAGUUUUCUAGCAUGUAGAACAGGAUAUAGACAUAAAUCAUUAAAUAUGUCCUGAGGUCACUUUUGUAUAUUUCAAACAAGAUAAUUUCCCAAUCACUAUGGUUGGAAUAAAUAAAGCAGUCAAUUUAACUUUGUGAUUGAUUUCGUAAUGUGUCCUGCUUACAAAAUGUUAUUUCAGUGGCAUUCACUAAAGUGAGAAUUGUUAGGAAUUCAAAGUGAAUUUAAAGUGAAUUUAAAAUUCUUGUCUAAUAUAGCCAAAUUAGAAAAAUAUCCAAACUAAUUCUAUGUGUGCAAAUUAUUUUACAUCAUUCCAUAUUCCUGCUCAGUCCUGAUGCCAUUUUCUCUCCUUCAUAGUUUGAUAAAGGAGUGUUAGAUGCUGUGAUGUAUAUACUGGAUCGUGGAGGAUUGUCACCAACAUCUCGAGGUGAUCCCAUCAGUGUUACACGAGUCAUAUCUGCUAUGGUAAGAGUCCUGUGUGUGGGAUGCCGAAUAUCAGGGUGAAUUAUAAUGUGAGAAGCAGAAAUAAUAUAUGAUAGUUUAUUAAGGACAUAUAUAUAGGUAUCUAUAUGCUUGUAUGUGUGUGUGUAUAUAUAUAUAUAUAUAUAUAUAUAUAUAUAUAAAUAUAUGUAUGUGUGUGCGCGUGAAUUAUCAGUUCCUCAAUCUCUGCUUCCUCAUCCCUCCAGGUGAAUUCCAUGGAUGACAAUGGUGUGAUUGCUGGAAGCUGGGCUGAUGAUUACCCUGAUGGAGUGAAUCCAGUUGCCUGGGUUGGCAGUGUAGAUAUAUUGCUCCGUUUUCACCAGACAGGAAGCUCUGUCAAAUAUGGGCAGUGCUGGGUUUUUGCUGGUGUGACAACAACAGGUAAUGUGCAACAAGAAGGACAAAAGAAGGCAGGGGAAAGGGGUUCUGGGUAGUGUAAAAAUGAUCAGUAUCAAACACAACUGCACCUAGUGGAAAUAUACAAUUGCAUGAAUUUCAAAAGCUCUCCUUGCUCAAUAUUUUACCUUUCUCCCUAUUGUCUUUUGUCAUUGCUCAGUUCCAAACUGAUCAAAUGGGCUCUUUCACUUGCUGCCUACUCAUCCUGCCUUCUGUGCUUUGUCUUUGCAGUACUGCGCUGUCUGGGGAUCCCAGGGCGCACCAUCACAAAUUUUGCCUCUGCUCACGAUACUGAUGGAAACCUGACGUUUGAUGUGUACUUUGACGAGAACAUGAAGCCUUUAGAGGACAAAAACAGCGACUCUGUCUGGUAAGAGGCCUAGAGUGAAGUAAUACAUGGGUAUACUUAUAUUAUUAUACGCAUCGGUAGCGGCAUCUAUCAAUUUGUCUUUGAUCCCCUGGCUAAUUUUCAUCGCAUUUCAUUUUUAGCUCCAAGUCCCCUGUAAUACUGAGAGAGAAAUAAUAUCUCCAAUUACAUUGUUGGUGAUAGUAUCACGUUAAUGCACCAUAUUCAGGGUUAAUUAUGAAGCACAAUUAUUAAUGCACCAUACUUCUGGUUAAUUACACAGCACAGUGUGGGGUUAUUGCUGUGUGUGCAGGAUUUUAAUACUAGGGGCUAAGGGUCAAUACAAAUCAUCACUUUUAUAAAACUUGACUGAAAGUUCUCUCCAGCUGUUAGUCACAGAGCGGGUUAGGUUUUCUUCUGCUUCCAUUAGCUCCACAGAAGGGUGUGUCUGCCAUCCUCAUUUCUCAAUGAGCUGUACUACAAAAUAUUUUUUUAGAAAAAUUAAAUGGAGUGGAAUGUCCCUUUGAUGCAGUAGGUGUGGAGUUUAUAAAUACACAAAGAUUUGGUGUCAAAGUGUAAUUUUCAGAAGAUGGUACUUGGGGUUAGUCCUUGGGCUUGGCAUAAGGUUGGCUUAAUUCAAUAUAUAUAGUAUAGAGUACUUUUUUAUGAUUUUUCCUACAUAUAUAUACAUGAAUUACAAUAUAUAUAUAUAUAUAUACAGGAAAAAUCAUAAAAAGUACUUUUGGGCUGACACCCCUGAUCUUUUUUUCCAAGUAGUAUGUCCUUGCUGGACUGGCAUUCUGAUAGGAGGGAACUUUAUUGAGAUUUAAUGAGCUUGCUAUGCUAUAAAUGGAUGGAUUUAAUAAAUAACUAUUUGUGGAUGUAGAUGUGAAAUUCUAAUUAUGUAUCAAUAUACAGGAAUUAUCAUUGCUGGAAUGACUGCUGGAUGACACGGCCAGACUUGCCCCCUGGAUACAGUGGAUGGCAAGCUAUUGAUGCCACACCACAGGAGACCAGCAGUGGUGAGCAAACAUAGCAUAUCUCCAAACAUUCCCUUAAGCUUUUCUUCCAUUCCCUUUCUUCCCUACUACUUAAUACUACUUGCUACACCCUAUCAUCCUCUCUAAAUCCAUAUCACCCUUGUCUUUUAGGUACGUACUGCUGCGGACCAUGUCCACUACUUGCUAUCAAGAAUGGAUUAGUUAAUAUAAAAUAUGACACACCAUUCCUUUUUUCUGAGGUACUUUAUGUGUGCAACCUGUGUACAUGUUUUUUUGUUCUCUACAUUGUAUAGUUGUCUUAUUUUGUGUUUUGUAGUUCAAUGUCACAUUCUAGUUUUUUUUUCCCCAAAUAAAAGAAAAUCUUGUAGUUGUUCAAUUAAUAAGAAUUGCUAUUUGUUAUUUUGUAUAAAUCAGGUGAACAGUGACAAGGUCUUCUACCAAAGAAUGGCAAAUGGCCAGUUUAAAAAGGUCCAUGUGGAGGAGAGAGCAGUGGGACAUUGUAUAAGUACCAAAGCUGUGGGCUCGUAUGCAAGAGAGGACAUCACUUACCUGUACAAGUAUCCAGAAGGUAACAUACCAUUGUUCUUAAACAGUACCAACUUGGUUUAAAAAAAAAAAAGAAAAAAAAGCUGCACCAUUUUGUAAUAGUAUAAUACUGUAACAGAUGUAAAACCCAAACAGGUACCCUAAAUAAGACAAAGAAUAAACUUUGACACUAUCUGCCAUUAAGAAUUCACAUUCACACCUAGUGUAAUAGUCAGUUAUAUGUUAAUCAGCACCCUGAUGUACAGAGUGUUCCAGAGCCAACUUGCCAACAGCUGAUGGGCCCAUGUUUUGACACACAGAGCCCUUGAACACGCUGUACAUCAGGGCCCUGAAUAACAUAUUUGUAGUUUAAUGUUGCUUUUCUGACUAUUACACUAGAUGUGAAUACAUUAGAUUAAAUAGAGAGAGAGAGAGAGUAUGAGAAAAAUAUCAACUGCUCAGUGAUCUUUAUUUUAUUUAUUCUUACAGUGUAUCCAAUUAAACAAAUAAGAAAUAGAGUUCAAGACAGCUAUUUUUUAUCUUUACUAAAAUAUACUUAGUGGCAACCCCACCCCCAAUUUGUGUUUCCUAUAGUAGCAAAAAAGAGCAAAAGGUGAAAGUGAAACACAUUAUUCUCUACUCUACACCAGGGUUCACCAAAAUCUGCCCCUCCAGAUGUUAAUGGACUAAAACUUCCAUGGUUACCUGGCUAUCUAUUUCAUUCAAAAGUCAUGGGAGUUGGAGGGACAGAGUUUGGCGUACCCUGCUCUUUACAUUUAUGUACCAAAUGGAACAGUCAUGGGUGCCAGCAUGUAAAAAAACAAACAAACACGGAAGACAUAUCUGCUGCAUAUCCUGGUACUUAGUUAAUACAGAUACAUUUAUCUGACGUGACAUGAAAGCCUUCUUCUGGCACUGGAGUGUGAAACUGAUAAAAUUGAGUUAUCCAAUGCUUAUAAGAUUCUGUGGCAGGCAACACCAGAGCCUACAGAUUAAGUGUAAAUUGAACUACUGUCAUUUCCAAUGUUUAUGCUGUGGCAGAAGUUGUCAGAAUCUGAUGUUUGUCUACUGACUCCCACCUUAUGGAAAGGAUAAAUAAAAGUAUCAGAUACACCCAACUCUUUAUCUGGAUCUUCCAAUUUUUGUUUCCAAAACUUAAUGAAAAAUACCAUUGUUGACUCAAGCACAAAUAAGCAUUGUGACACAACAUUAUGUAUCAUUAGCUUCCAAGGAACAGCUGAGUCAGAAUAAAAUUAUAUUUUUAUUGCUCAGCUUCCCACAGCUACGAUGAUGACAUCAUUUUGUCAUACUACCUCUGUCGUUAUAACUCUCUAAAAGCAGUUUUAAAUUCUGAGUUAUUUUAAACCUUAAUUGGUCUUAAUUUAUUGUAACUCUAACAACAAUGUUUUUUCACAUCACUUGGAUUUUCUUUCUCAUGCCAUUUUUUUUUUUUUAGGUUCAGCAGAAGAAAGGAAUUCUGUCCGCACCGCUGCCCAGUAUGGAAACAAACCAAUGGCCGUAGCUGAACCAUUACAAACAGAAGAUAUAGUCAUGACCGUUGAGUCUCAGGAUGGCGUUCUCACAGGCAGUGACAUCAAUGUUCGCGUGCUGCUGAACAAUCGCAGCAGCAGUCGACGAUCGUUGUCCUUAACCAUGUCUGUUGCUGUCAUGUACUAUAAUGGGGUCUGCAAAGAGUCAUUCAAAAAUGACACCCGUAAUGUUUCAAUAAAUCCAGGAGAAAGUAAGACUUUAGACAAUUCUACAAGCAUGCAAUCACCUGUAAAUGCAUCCCUUAUUCAUUAGCUCUACAUCUCUGUGAAUUAUCUUGCAUUCCUGAUCUUGUUGCUCCAUGUCCUAGACAUCCAUUGUCAAUUUCCACCAUUCUUUAAUUUUUCUGUCCCUUCAGUACCCAGCUGUUCCAUGUCUUACACUUUUUUUGCCAUGUCUUACACUUCAUUGCCUAUGUUUUCAGGAUUGUCUGUUUUGCUCACCAACAAUGACAAAACCACCUAUUUUCCAUUUUACAGCAAAGUCUGUGGGUAUGCUUGUGAGUUACAAUGAGUAUCGCACGCAUUUGUUAGAUCAAGCAGCCAUGAUGCUUACCGUGUCCGGAAUUGUACAAGAGACGGGUCAGAAAUUAGCCAAACAGCAUACAUUUAGAAUACGUACACCAGACCUGGACAUUAAGGUAAAUUCUCAUUGUGUACUUUAGUGUGUGUUGUGCCUCUAUGUUUAGCUCCACAAUGAGGAUGUGCUAAUGAUGCUGGUGAUCCCUUCCACUAAUGUGCAAAGGCAGACUUUGUUUUGAUGUUGUGUAUUAUGUUUUUGUUCUGUUAUUUUAUGAUAUGUACCCAAAGAUGCUGUGCUUUGUUUCAUGAGGUCACAUAUGCAUAGUCAUACUUUACUGUGUGUUAUUUUAUUGUAGGUACAUGGAGAAGCUGUAGUCGGACAGCAGAUCACGGCUACGAUCGUAUUCCAGAAUCCUCUUGAGAUAGUUUUACACAAUGCAGUAUUCCACGUAGAAGGACCCGGUCUGCAGAGGCCAAAAACUGUACCAGUCGGGUAGGUGACCCUCUUAUGCUGCUUUUUCAUUUUUUUUCCUCUAUCUACACCUUCCCUUUCACUUUAAACAUUCUCUCUUACAAUCUCUCUACACUACUACACUUGUUUAUCUAGGCCACUCCUCAUAUAUUGUGUUUAAUCAAGAAGUUAAUAACAUCAAAAUUACCCUUACAUAUUAUAUUAUUCUUUUUAUAUAGUAUUAAUAAAAUAUACAUUUUAGAUAUCUUCAUUAAAAAAAACUUCUUUAAGUGAAUGUGAAUACAUUUGCCAAAUAAAUUUCAAUGAAGGGAACUUACAUAUUGGGAAACCUGGAAUGGUGGUGGUAAUUUUGAAAAUAGCAUUUUCAGAACUCAAGUCAUAUUAGUCACUGAAAUAAAUUGUUUUGUGAAUAUGUUAAGUUAGAUAGUCCUUUAUUUGUGUCUCUUUCAUUUCUAAGAUUACCUCAAUCAAUAUUCGGUUUGAUCAUUUAAUAGUGGCUUCUGGUAAAUGUGAAAUGCAGGCUAAAUUAAAUCGAGACUUUUUUUUAAAUUCAACUAUUGCAACCUAAAUAUUAAAAUUUGUUUGUUUAUUCACCACUAAUGAAUAAGCCAUUGAGUUGGCUGAAAAUCCUGAUUUGAUAUAGGGCAUUAGUUUCAUAAACACCAAACUGCAUUACAUUUAGACAUAACAAACUCGACAAUCUUCUGCAUUUCACUACAUAUUCUACAGGUUCUACACACCACUGCGUACUUUGGCAAUGCUAACAUGCUUCUCUUUUCCUCAUAACCAUUUAUUGGUUUGCAUUGUGUUUUUUUUUUUAUUUUGUGUUUUUAUUAUUGGUUGCAUGUUUAGUGGGUGUACAUUUCAUCUGGGAGAAAAAAAUCUCUAGCUCCCUGUUUUAGUUUAUGCACAUUUCCUAUUUUAUAUCUCUGUCUCUAAGUAAAAAGUCAAAAUAUACACUUUUUUUUUUAUAUUGUCCAAUCCCUUACAACACUACUAAGUUCAUGCACAACUAUUAUCAACCUUUUUUUCAUUCAAAAUCUUUCUCUCUUUUCCACAGUGAUAUUGGGCCCAGGAAGACAGUGAGCAUACAAGAGAAUUUCACACCACAACGUCCAGGUCCUCGCCAGUUUAUUGCCUCACUAGAGAGUAAUGAAUUGAGCCAAGUGCAUGGAUCCACUGAAGUUGUAGUGCGUAGUAGCUGAGAUCAUUGGAAGCCAAACCAAGCCUAGAACCAUCCUGCAUUACGCAUUCAGUAUUAUUGGAUGACAGACCUACAGCGAUGACCUCAAACUUGAAAUAGUCUUCUAGAGAUUGUUACCCUGUUAAAGGUAACAAGAUGUAAUGUCGUGUUACAUGCCAAAAAAUAAUGUGACGUUAUAUUGACCACUUCACGGAUCAUUGUGAAUGUUAGAGACUUCUUAUGCCUUUGACAAAGGCAGAGAAAACGAACUACCUAAAUGGAAGAAGACUGCUCUUCUGAAACAUAGGUCUGUCUGGAUGUUGCUGUCAUUGUAGCUGUGGCUUGUUUGUUCGCUAAAAGACACUGUAAUACUGUGAGCUCGUCUGACAAGGAUUUCUUAGUGUAGCCUUGACAACUGUUCUUCAACUAUAUCUAAUACAUGAACUUUGACACGUGUUCCUUCUAAACUGUACACUCCAAAAUUGAAACAGUCAAAAGACAUAAUUUGAAAAGCUUUAGGAAUAUAUUAGGUCUAAUAUAACUGUUUCAUUGCUAAAAGAGUAAACAGUGGUGUCAACAGUUUAGCUGAUGCCAGCCCCGUCCCUGGAAUAAAAUGUAACUUUGAAAAGGCAAUGAACAUGAAUUCAUUUGGCUGAGCUUUCAGCUAAAAGAACAUGGAUGUUUUGUGAUUAGUCAAGGUAGUAAAAUUGUAACAAGAUUCACACUGUGACAAUGAGAGAUGCCGUCCUACAUUCAUUAAAGAAGCUAAAGAAGAUAAUGCUUAAUUGCUGUUUGGGCCUUAAUAUAAUGUUUCAGCCACUAGUUCUUUGCGAGAUUAUGAUGAAAUUAUGAUAAAUUUCAUGACCCACUAGUAAGGUCUGUGAAAUUUUGGAAUGUUAAUAAAAAAACAUAGAUGAUGUGCUAUAUUUAUAUAUGUAUGUAUCUGACAUUCAUCUCUCGGUUUAUCUGUCUGUUCUGCCUGCGUUGGUCUUGCCUGUACCUUCUGCUCUCUUCCUCUACGACAAAUCAUGCUUAGAGUUGCCUUCUUGUGGGUAAAAAAAAUGCCCAGUACUCCCAUAGGAUUAAUAUUUAUUUUUCAUGAAUUUGUGAGUGGUUUGCCAGUAACAAUAUAGAUGCUCUUUAUUAUUUAGCCAUCUGAUUAAAUAUAUGUUUGGGUGAACAUAGCCUUUCUGUCAUGAUGCUGCAUUUUUGGAUAUGAAGGGAAAAGAAGAGUGAAUUCUCCUCAGAUCCCAUGACAGGCACUCUCAAUUUAGAGGCAGCUUAAUAGUGUAUUGUUCCAUUCCACUCCUGUUGAGUCCUGCUCAGUGAAAGAGCACUAAUAAAAUGCUUGCGCACUACCGGGAAAAUCAAUAAAGCUACUCCAAGCCAAAUGUGAGCAGACUGUGAGCAGAUAAAGCACUGAAAAUAUGUAUGCACCUUUUUUUUUUUUUUUUAAGUAACAUAAAUGUAUUUUACUGUUUAUGUCAAUAAAUAUUUUAUAAUAUUCACCAAA
Messenger RNA from Pelobates cultripes (western spadefoot toad), 15255 nucleotides. The record is from the annotation of a GenBank genome assembly. NCBI's taxonomy places the organism in Eukaryota, Metazoa, Chordata, Amphibia, Anura, Pelobatidae.